UGGCUCAGUCGUCUGCCAGUUGCCACAGGAGAAGGACGCUCCACUUGGGCUGAGCUUCCAUUACAUUAGCAUAUUCUCCAUCUUUGUUUUUUUUUUGUUGAAGGGAUUUGUUUGUUUGUUCUAGCAGACUGCUCUUUGAUGUUGUUUCGAUUGAAAAAAGAUUUGUUUGGCAAAGGGAGACCUGUUUUUUGUGUGAUGGCUGACUGAAAAAAUUGGCCACGUUUUUUGUGCACAUGGACCUGGACGUGUUACGGUGAUUGUGUCGUGAUGCUCGUUAUUCAAAUUGAAAUCAUAAUGACCCGUCGUGUCGGACGAUCGUCGUGUGUUUCAAACGAAUUUCAGCCAAUCAGGAAUUAAAAACUCGAGUGUUUAUAACAUUUAUUUUGAUUGGACUGUCUUUUUGUAAAGAAAAAUAACACAAAGAACUCCAUCACCAUUAAUUGUUGGUGGACAUAUAGAGGGAGGAGCGUUGGGUAGGUUUUUUUCCCCCGGUGGAAUUGAUGCUGCCAUGACAGAGAAGCGCUGGCGGUUAGGAGCAACAGCAGCGGCAGCUGACAACGGGAAAUUCUUUGGAAGAGAGAAAGCAAAGCGGGCGAAAAGGAGACAAUCACAACAUCAGCCAAGAACAGCGGCAUGUCGGCUACGUAUUCAACGUGCGUACAAGGCCGUCGGCGGCGGAGGCACCGUGCUGGACGAGAUGGAUCGAUCGGCCAGGAGCCAGCACAACCUAACGCGAGCCAAGUAGCCGUUAGCUUAUCAUUAGCUGACCAGCAGAGCAGACGGCCGACUCGCUUUUCGUGGUGGUGUACCGGACUGGCCCAACUCGUUUUACCGCCACUGCUCAUCUUGCUCUCUAUUGGCUGUCCCGUUUCGGCCGAUCAGGACGCCAAACGGCUUUACGAGGAUCUACUGACCGACUACAAUCGUCUUAUACGGCCAGUCGGAAAUAAUUCCGAUCGGUUGACUGUCAAACUCGGAUUGAAACUCUCUCAGCUCAUCGACGUCAACUUAAAGAAUCAAAUUAUGACGACCAACAUGUGGGUGGAACAGGAAUGGUUCGACUACAAGUUAAAAUGGGAUCCGGAGGAAUACGGCGGUGUCAAGACGCUUCACGUUCCAUCCGAGAACAUCUGGCUGCCCGAUAUCGUCCUCUACAACAACGCCGAUGGCAAUUACGAGGUGACCAUUAUGACGAAGGCCAUCUUGCGGCACGACGGAACUGUGACGUGGAAGCCACCGGCAAUCUACAAGUCGUUUUGCGAGAUCGACGUCGAGUACUUUCCUUUCGACGAGCAAACGUGUUACAUGAAAUUCGGAUCGUGGACAUCCGACGGCAAUACGGUUGAUUUGCAGCAUUUGCACCAGACACCCGACUCGAAUUUGAUUCAGGUGGGCAUCGAUUUACGCGAGUACUACUUGAGCGUCGAGUGGGACAUAAUGAAAGUGCCGGCCCAGCGCAACGAGAAAUACUACAGCUGUUGCGGUGACACGCCCUUUCCCGACAUCUUCUUCAACAUCACGUUGCGACGGAAAACGCUCUUCUACACGGUCAAUUUGAUCAUCCCGUGCGUCGGUAUUUCAUGCCUGUCUGUUUUGGUGUUCUACUUGCCGGCCGAUUCCGGCGAGAAGAUGUCGCUUUGCGUGUCGAUCCUCUUGUCGUUGACCGUCUUCUUCCUCCUGCUGGCCGAAAUUAUUCCGCCGACUUCGCUGACGGUGCCCUUGCUGGGCAAGUAUCUCCUUUUCACCAUGAUCCUAGUGACGCUGUCCGUCCUGGUGACUAUCAUUGUGCUCAACGUCAACUUCCGAUCACCUUCCACCCACCGGAUGGCGCCUUGGGUCAAGCGGGUCUUCAUCGGAUUUUUGCCGAAAUUGCUGUGCAUCACCAGGCCGGCCCGGACGCAGCAGCUCAGCGAGUGGGAGAUGAACGCGUUGUCCACUCGCGGUACCGAGAUAUCCAUCAUUCCCGUUGGCCAGCAUCAACUAAGAAGCGGAUGCUCGGAUUCUUCAUGGCCGCUCAAUUGCUCGUCAACGACGGCCGUUCCGGCGGCCACUUCUGGAGCUACGUCUUCUUCCAUUGACAUGGAAAUGCCGUACAGACAAACGCCGGCCAAACAACAGCAAGGUCAGCAAAGUUGCGGUGGCACGGCUUCCGCUUCCCGAAACGGCCGUUCCAGUCAGUUAUCCGGACCGCCGCCGCCACUGGCCGCCGCUGUGGCGGCAGCUGAGAAUGGCGCUGCCUGUCAACAGCACGGAUGUAAUAAUAGCGGAGUCAAACAGCGGACGUCCAUCCAUCAGCAGCCGGCGCUGCCCGUCGAGAUGGAACAUUCCAUCGAAGACGUCCGUUUCAUCGCUCAACAUAUGAGGAACAAGGAUCGAUUCGACAGCGUGAUUGAAGAUUGGAAAUUUGUGGCUAUGGUGCUCGAUCGCUUCUUUCUCUGGCUGUUCUUCGUGGCUUGCGUGGCCGGCAUGGCCAUCAUCAUCCUACAGGCGCCCUCCCUUUACGACACUACCCAACCCAUCGACAUUAAAUACUCCAAAAUCGCCCAGAAGAAGCUCAAACUCAAGAAUAUGGAUCACGAUUUUGCGUUUACCUAAUACGACGACGAACGAUGACAACAAAGCUCAGUGGUUACCUAAAGCUGAAACAGCAAAAUUAAAAAUUAUUAAAUGAAACUGCGAGGGAAAAAACGAACAAAACAAAAUUUGUUAAAUUCUAUCGGAAAUAAUGUGGAUUUUUUUUCUUCUCUCACAGCGGUGGCGCUACUGUUGUUCCUCACAUUGUUAUUUUCAAAGUGUUAAAAACCAUCGGCAUUCUAUCAGCUCGCAAUAACAAUGGAGAAGCCAAUUCAGACGUAAAUAACUAAAAAUAAUCAACUAAUUAAAAUGAAAUCCCAUUGGCUUUUAUCGGCGUGCCCUGCUGACAUUUUGAAAAAUUGAAAUCGACAAAAUGUGAAAAAUCUCUGUGCUUCUUAAAUCAUGUUACAUACUUAUCUAUCAUGUUUUCUUGUUUAUUUGUUUUUGAUUUUUUUAAAAAUCUUUUUUCUUGUUGUGUAUUAUACACUAUCAUGUUUUCCGGUUCUUCAGCAAAUUCUACAAAGCAUAUCUGCAAA
This is a messenger RNA of Daphnia magna, 3110 nucleotides long. RefSeq names its product acetylcholine receptor subunit alpha-like 1. The transcript is spliced from 8 exons. Bases 634 to 2595 code for a protein of 653 amino acids. Gene Ontology annotation, biological process: chemical synaptic transmission; signal transduction; monoatomic ion transmembrane transport. NCBI's taxonomy places the organism in Eukaryota, Metazoa, Arthropoda, Branchiopoda, Diplostraca, Daphniidae. Gene Ontology annotation, molecular function: acetylcholine-gated monoatomic cation-selective channel activity; transmembrane signaling receptor activity. Gene Ontology annotation, cellular component: neuron projection; synapse; postsynaptic membrane. The record is from RefSeq and is a predicted model, not a curated record.